CCGCGGCUCAUACCUAUUAGGCUUCUCUCCCAUAUAGUUCCCUCCUUUAUUAAGCCUCUCUUGCAGGCCAAAAACUUCCCCUGUAUUUAUAUACUUCACUUCCUUCAAAUAUUUCCUUGUACGUGCGUGCAUAUAUAGAUCCUAAAAAUCAAAAGGAAAGGCGUAAGCAGAGGCAGAGGCAGAGGCAGAGACAGAAACAGAGAAAUGGGUUUCUCAAAGGAAGAGAGAUCAAAAAGGGUUUUGAGGGGUGUGAAGACGGUGUUCUUCUUGAUCACCAUGCUGAUUUCCUUGCUGCUAUUCUCGGCGCCGGUGCUUUUGGUUAUUGCGGACGCACUUCUUCCUUCCGCGCUUCUUUCUGCUUAUCUUUCUCCUGCUACUCUUUCUUUACAAUCCCUCUCUUCCCAUUUCCAAAACUACGAUUUCCGGUAUUCCCUCAUCGAUAUACCUCUCAUAUCCAUUACAAGAUCAGCCAUCAUAAUCUGUGUUUAUAGCUUCUGCGAUGGGCCAAGGCUUUCGCGAGGGCCGUACUUGGGAAUUACGACGAUGUGUUCUGUGUUAUCUCUAAUGUUUGUUUGUUUGAAAGCUCCGUACGUGUUCGGUGUUUCCGGCACCGUCCGAGGAGGGUAUGUCAGGGCCAUGGAGAUAGCGUUGUUCAUAUGCUCGAUGGUUCUGGCUGUUGGGCAUAUUGUCGUCGCCUACAGAACAAGUUGCAGGGAGAGGCGGAAGCUUCUGGUUUACAAAAUUGACAUUGAAGCUAUUUCAGCAUGCAAGAACGGGUUUCCAAGCUAUCAGAAGAUCUUACAAGUAGAAAGGAUGAAGUAGGCAGACAAUGAAGGAGAUUUAUAGGGCUAAUCAAUUUCUCCAGAUCUUAAGAGUCGUGAGAUUUCAGAUUCAAUGCAAGAAGAAAUCGGUGGCCUAGAGAUUGGAGAAGUAGAUCCAAGCUAACACAAGGAAAAAAGUUUACAAGUUACUGUAGAGUAUAGGGGCUAUGAUUGCUUGCGGCAUAUGUAUAUAUAUAAUCUUUACUUGUCCCUUCUCUUUAAGAGAUGUGCUGACAGGUAUUUGUAUAUAAAAAAGGUGAAAGAUUAAGGCUAGCCGAAGGCUACCUUAUAUUGUGCAACUAAAAUGUUGGCUCUUUUUCUUAGUGUUAAGUACAUAUUCUAUCUCA
Messenger RNA from Alnus glutinosa, 1168 nucleotides. RefSeq lists its product as uncharacterized. Bases 205 to 822 code for a protein of 205 amino acids. The transcript is spliced from 4 exons. The record is from RefSeq and is a predicted model, not a curated record. NCBI's taxonomy places the organism in Eukaryota, Viridiplantae, Streptophyta, Magnoliopsida, Fagales, Betulaceae.